AUGACUGUUGAGUCUCCUCCGGAUAAAAAGGCCAGAGCUGCUGCUGCUGCUGCUGCCGCUGCGAAGGCCCCAGACCCCAAGCUUCCCAGCACAUCUGCAUCUUCUCAGACGCCGAGUCCCACUGUGGCAGCGGUAUUUGGAGAGGCGGACGCUGGUAAAGGUGCAAGCGCAAAGGUUUUGAGGGUUGGCGAGUGGAACAUAGAUGAGACUUGGCUCUGUAGCGCUGUGAGUGCAUCCAAUCUUGAGUAUGCCUUGAUUGACUCUGGUGUCACUGAAUUGCACGUUAACGAGUAUGGGACCUUGCUUAGCCCUGUUGAUUGCCAGCUCAUAUUGCCUGCCGGGUACUUAGUCAGUAUGGGUUACCGCCUGAAGAAGUGGAAGGGCUCCGUGAGGCAUAUGGGUUGUCGCCAGCGGAGUCAUUGGCGAUCUCGGAUCACCACCUUGUACUCUUUGAGUGUCGACAUUGCUGGACCGUUCAAGGAUGGUCGCAGUUUUGACCCGAUUGCGUCUGGCAGGGAUCGUGGACGUGGCUAUAAGUACUUCAUUGCUGCAGCGUACUCGAUACCCUUGAGUCCCGAGUUGCGACCUGAUUUGAGUCCUCCUGAUGAUCUAGCUGAGUAUUGUCCUUCUGAGUGUGAGCAAGAAGCUGCAGGGGUAGGACCUAUAGCCGAUGAGGCGUCUGAGGAUUGCUCUGAGUGGCUGGACGGGGUACAUGAGCAGCUCCUGGCCCUGAUUUACCGGGGAACGCUGCAGACGGGGCAGAAGAGGUUGGAGUCGUUUGGGUACCCUGUUCACCGCUACUUCGCAGACCGUGCUAAAGAGCUGAGGAGCCAUGCUUUGAUUCAGUGGCUUCGAGAACGCGGCAUUCGUGCCUCAUUUACCGCAGGAGAGGAUCCUGCUGGAAAUAAGGCAGAGGCCAGUGUCCAGCGGUUGAAGCAAGAUGCCAGGAAACUCCUUCGCGUUGCCGAUCUGCCAAUCGAGUUUUGGCCAUUUGCUAUUCUUCAUGCUUCGCAAAGACACUUUGUGCAAAUGGCUGAGGCUUUGGGUGUGGGACAGGCUGUCCUUUUACCGUUUGGGGUAUGGUUGCAUGCGCGAAAGCGUUUGAAGUCGGGUCAUAAGAAGCAUUGGGAGACACGAACUGUUCCGGGCAAGUACCUGGGGGUUGCAACUGAUUGUGCUGGUGGGCACCUGGUGUUAAUCCAGGAUGGGUCCGAGCAGCGUGUUUUGCUAACCAACACUGUCUACCCUGUUGAUCCUUUGACAGUUGAUGGUACGACCGUGAAGCUUCUCUUUGGAGAUUCUGGUGUUUGGCUGGGAAAUAAGCUUGAGACUGGUGACUACAGCACGGUUGAGGCAUUAGAGGAUAGGUGGGUGAUUGCUGCCUAUGCUCCUCGGGGUACAUGGAAGAUUCUGAACGAAUACGCUCGUGAGCUUGAGAGCUUGGGGUUCGAUUCUAAAGGGUUGGAUCACCUUUUCGCUGCAGAGCGUGCUUCGAUUUCAAAGUUUAAUGCUGAGGGUGAUGAGGACUUGACCUCUGAGGGGCUUUGGGAAGUUGAGUUUCCUUGUGAAGUGUUGAAGCCUGGUUGGCGUGAGCACGUUUUAAGAAAUCACCUGUCCUCAGCUUUGGCGUGUAAAGUCCUUGUGAAGGAGCUUAGCUGUUUUGGAAAUGAUGAUGUAGGCUACGAAUUGAUUCGGACCUUGAAGUCGGUUGAAUGCCAGCGCGAGUGGUAUGAGGGACUUCUGUGGGAUGACUUUGUCAGGAAUUCUGGGAGUAUGUUAAAGGCUUUGAAUCAGGAUGUUCCUCUGAACCCGGAAGACCAAACCAGCCCUGCCGAAGCUUUUCUCCAAACGAGGACAGUAAGCUUAGCUGAGGCAAAGGGUGAAUUGGUGCUAUGGAUACCUUCGGCUACUGAGGAAGUUGUCUCUUUGGAACAAACGAAUGAGGCUGUUGAGCGCAUUGUCGUGUCGGACAUUGAGCGGUUGAUUCAAGAAGGAAAAAGGGUAACCCAGGUUCCAGGAAAGGCAGUCCUAACCAGGAAGGCUGGUGUUGGGAAACGCCGAUUCAGGUGUGUCGCGUGUGGGAACUACAUCCCCACUGGCUCUCCUGAUUCCAACAACCUUUAUGCGAGUGGCGUUGAAAGCUUGACUGUCAGAACGGCAUUAGGUUUUGCUGCUUACCGUGGUUGGGCAGCUUUGAGCGCCGACAUAAGGACGGCCUUCCUUCACGCGCCGUUGGACGGCGAGCUUGAGUCCGAAGAAAUUAUCAUUGUCAGGCCUCCAUCUAUUCUUGUAGACAUGAAAAUUCUUUCCCCGAAUCAUCGAUGGCGCGUGCGUAAAGCACUGUAUGGGUUACGACAAGCUCCCUUGGCUUGGGCCCGGUUCCGAGAUAAGUCAUUGCGGGUGCUGACCUUUCAGUGUGACGGUGCAUGGUAUGCCUUGCAGCAGGGUGUCAGUGAUGAUUCGCUUUGGUUCAUCACUAAAAGCGAGAUUGCCGAGGAUGACACUGAGCGUUGGCAUGGUAUCUUGAUCAUUUACGUUGACGAUCUUUUGGGUUUCGCUUCAUCGGUGAUCCUUAGUGCCCUUUUCGAUGAAAUACAGAAGCUGUGGAAGCUUUCGGAACCCGAGUGGAUUCGGGAGGAGGCUGCCACUAAGUUCUGUGGGUUGGAAAUCCAGGCCCUACAACGAGGAGGGUAUCGCAUAUCGCAGGUUUCCUAUUUGCAGGAGCUUUUUGCAAGAUACGACGUCACAAGCAGUGCAAGUGCGCCCUUGAGUAAUUGGACUGAUCCGGAAAAUGAGCAACAGGUGCAGUUGGAGACUGUCCGGAAGGCGCAAGCCCUGACAGGUGCUUUGCUUUGGGCUUCGUCGAAAACCAGACCCGAUAUUGCUUUUGCUGUCAGUAAACUUGGGCAAUAUGCUGUGAAGGCGCCAAGCAUUGUGAUUGAGAGCGGGCAUCAAAUCCUGCGCUACUUGUAUGGUACGGCGGACCUGUGGCUGGAAUACCAGAAGCCAAGCGACAAUUCCUGGCUUGACGCUCCGGUUCCUCGAACUUUAAAUACUCUGGAGUUGUACACCGACGCUUCCCAUGCCCCUAACGGGGGGCGAUCUUGCCAAGCGAUGGUCAUCCUAUGGGGAGGAAAUGUGUUAUGCUGGGAAUCCUGUCGUCAACCGUUUGUGACUCUGUCCUCUACGGAGGCAGAGCUAGUUGCAGUCACCGCCGGAAUAGUUGCUGCAGAAUCAAUUGGGGGCAUCAUUGAGGAAAUGAUCGAGUCCGACAUCACGGUCUCUGCCUUGUGUGAUAACCAGGCAGCGGUAAGGUUGUCUUCCAGCUUCGGAUCCCAGGGAUCUGUCUCUCCCCGGACCUUAGCGGGUCUUGCAUUGGUUGCUGUGUUGUCUGGUGAUGGGUCUGAACAGUUCUCUGAAACUGAAUUGCUGGAGGCGCAGCGCAAACUUCAGGUUCCUCCGAGUGGUGUUGAAAGCUUGACUGUAAGAACGGCAUUAAGCCUUGCCGCUUACCGGGGUUUGGCAGCUUCGAGCGCCGACGUACGGGCGGCAUUCCUUCACGCGCCGUUGAACGGCCAGCCUGAGUCCGAAGAGAUUGUCACUGCGCAGUCUCCAUCCAUUUCCGUGCUGAAUCUCCUUGACUUAGAAGAUGACCCUACUCCAGAUGAUAGGAGUGAUAGGCGCUGGGUCGUACUUCUCUAUGUUCUCUGGUUAGUCCUGGGCGGCAUUCUUCCUAGUUCUGCAGAGGUAGUAACCUAUGGGGAUGAACCGGUUUCUUUCGGCAGGUGGGAUGAACCGACUGGUAGCUCCACUGGGGUUGGCGAUGUGUGUCUGGAGGAUGAGCAAGGGUCUAGCUCUGAAGAAGCCGGGAGCUGGGACUGGUGGCUGUGGGUUGCCUGCGUGAUUGGAAUCUGGGAAAUCGUUCGUGCCUUAUCUCUUCGUGUGUGCAGAAGUAGAAAGACAGUGCAGGAUCAGGCAGUCAGCGCCGAAACGGUGCCGUGGCCUUUGCAUCCAGGUAUCCCUCACCGAGCGAACAUCUUGUACUGCUACUGGCGUGCAGGAUACGUGUUUGACGUACAAGAAUAUCCUGAAGCGGUUCAAUCACGAUUUUAUGGCCUCCUAGGCUCUCACCUUGAGAGGCGUGACAGAGAUGGCUUGUCCUCCACAGACUCUUCUGAUUGA
Messenger RNA from Symbiodinium natans, 4182 nucleotides. Lineage: Eukaryota; Dinophyceae; Suessiales; Symbiodiniaceae. The record is from the annotation of a GenBank genome assembly.